GACGGUGGCCGACGAGGUCGGACAUGGAUCGUCUGGAGUGCUGCGCGUGGGUCCUUAGGGGGACCCUGGUGCGGGCCGCGGUGCGACGCUACCUGCCUUGGGGGCUGGUGGUGUUCAUGCUGACGGGCUCCCUCCUCAAGGAGUUCUCUCCGCUGCCCGAGAGCUACCUCAGCAACAAGCGUAACGUCCUCAACAUGUAUUUUGUCAAAGAAGCCUGGACUUGGACCUUCUGUCUCCUCCUGCCUUUCAUUGUCCUCACUAAUUACCACCUGACGGGCAAGACAGGGCUGGUCCUGCGGCGGCUGACCACCCUGUUAGUGGGCACGGCCAUCUGGUAUGUCUGCACGACCCUCUUCUCCAGCAUCGAGCACUACACGGGCAGCUGCUACCAUUCGCCAGCCCUGGAAAAGGUCAGGAAGGAGCCUCAGAGCAAGCAGCAGUGCCACAGGGAGGGAGGGUUCUGGCACGGCUUUGACAUCUCAGGCCAUGCUUUCCUGCUGAGCUUCUGUGUCCUCAUGAUUGUGGAGGAGAUGGCCGUGCUGCAUGAAGUGAAGACGGACCGAAGCCACCCCCUCCACACCACCAUCACCACCCUGGUCAUCGCCCUGGGCACCCUGACCUGCAUCUGGGUGUUGAUGUUUCUGUGCACAGCUGUCUAUUUUCAUGACUUUUCCCAAAAAGUGUUCGGGACCCUGUUUGGUCUGCUGGGCUGGUAUGGGACAUACGGAUUUUGGUAUUUGAAAUCCUUUUCCCCAGGACUUCCUCCUCAGAGCUCUAGUUUAAGUUUGAAGCAAGACAGUUACAAGAAAUAAAAGAUACCAAAGGGACAGCAGCAGGACAAUGGC
This is a messenger RNA of Chrysochloris asiatica (Cape golden mole), 845 nucleotides long. It is a transcript of the gene FITM2, whose product is annotated as fat storage-inducing transmembrane protein 2. Bases 24 to 812 code for a protein of 262 amino acids. The record is from RefSeq and is a predicted model, not a curated record. Gene Ontology annotation, biological process: lipid storage; lipid droplet organization; phospholipid biosynthetic process. Gene Ontology annotation, cellular component: endoplasmic reticulum membrane. The transcript is spliced from 2 exons. Lineage: Eukaryota; Metazoa; Chordata; Mammalia; Afrosoricida; Chrysochloridae.